Molecule: messenger RNA, 1608 nt
Organism: Tetrahymena thermophila SB210
Lineage: Eukaryota; Ciliophora; Oligohymenophorea; Hymenostomatida; Tetrahymenidae
Product: Serine/Threonine kinase domain protein
Exons: 3
Biological process (GO): protein phosphorylation
Cellular component (GO): myosin complex
Molecular function (GO): protein serine/threonine kinase activity; cytoskeletal motor activity; ATP binding
Source: RefSeq, a predicted model, not a curated record
AUGGACAACCUAAUUAAGGAGUUUGAUGAAUUGAAAUUAUCGAAGGAAAAAAGUAUAAUUAAGCAUUUAAGCGCUGAUGAAUAAAUUGUUGCAAGUUUUAAUGUUUUUAAAUAUAACGAAUACUUGAACAGACAAGAAAGAACACUAAUGAUAACAAAUAAAUGUGUUUAUAAUCUUAAAAAUCAUAGUAUUAAGCGUGUAAUACCUUUUCCUAAAAUAGAAGCGAUUACAGUAGCAUAUUUUGGCUCUGAGUUCGUUAUCCACGUGCCUUCAGAGUAUGAUUACCGCUACUAUAGUUUAGACAAGAUAGAAUCUAUCUUGCUCUUUAUAACUCAAGAGUAUGUAAAAAGCUAGUAGAAGAAACUAAAGUUUUUUUUCAAAGAAGAAAUCUCUCUCUAAGGUUAUUGGACAACAAAGGCAAAUAGAAAAAAAGCUAAUAAUUUAAUGCCUUAAGAAUCUCCUUUCCUGCUUGACUACGACGGUUUGCUAGAUAAAAUGAAUAAUAAAAAUUAGCAGGAAAGUAACACAAGCUAAGCUACUCGUUAAUAGAAUGGCAGUCAAGUGCAAACACGUACGUCAGUAAGAGCUUAAAGUCAAACUAUUUGGACAAAUAACUAGUAAAGAAAAGAUGUUUGCUUAGAAGAUUUUUAAUUGCUAAAAGUUCUCGGAGGUGGAGCGUUUGGCAAAGUGCUCCUUGUAGAAGAUAAACAGACAUAGGAAUGGUUUGCCAUGAAAGUAAUUAAGAAGCAAGUUAUCAUCUAAAAUGGGAAAUUUGAACACACUAAAACUGAGAAGGCUAUCCUUGAGCACGUUAACUUCCCUUUCCUUGUCAACCUUGUGUAUGCCUUUCAGGACAACCAGCACAUUUUUUUCGUAAUGUAAUUUUUAAAGGGUGGAGAAUUGUAUCAGUAUCUCAAACGUGAUGGCAGAUUCACUGAAUCAAGAACAAAGUUUUAUAUAGCUUAGCUUAUUCUCGCUCUUGGUCAUCUUCAUUCUAAGAACAUUAUAUAUAGAGACCUGAAACUAGAAAAUAUAGUUAUGGACUCUACAGGCUACAUUUGUUUAACAGAUUUUGGAUUGGCUAAGAAAAUCAUUCAUUAAUAAUAAAUUGCUACAACUUUUUGUGGGACAGCUGAAUAUCUUUCACCGGAAAUAUUAAAGGGAGAUGGAUAAGAUUUUACAGCAGAUUGGUGGGCUCUAGGCAUUAUUUGCUAUGAAUUAUUAUAUGGAAAUACUCCAUUCCAUAAUAAGAAUGCUCAUUAGAUGUUUGAACAAAUAAAAUAUGCUAAAUUAGAAUUUAAAAAUACAGUUGCUAUUUCUAAUGAAGCAAAAGAUUUCAUAGAAAAAUGCCUGACUAAAGAUAAAACAAAAAGAUUAGGAGCUAUUAAUGGCUAGUCUGAUGUAUAGGCCCAUCCUUGGUUUAAUGAUAUAGAUUUCAAUAAACUGCUCAAGAAAGAAUACUCUCCUGAAUUUGUGCCUGUAACUGAAGGUAUGAGCUGGAUAUCCAACUUUGAUAAGGACUUCACAAAAUUAUCUGCCCGUAUAACUAAUAAUCCUAAUGAUUAAUUCAGUACAGAUUCUUUUAAUGAUAUAUUUAAAGAUUUUUGA